Lampris incognitus (smalleye Pacific opah) is the source of this 786-nucleotide messenger RNA. RefSeq names its product hydroxysteroid (17-beta) dehydrogenase 14 (gene hsd17b14). Gene Ontology annotation, molecular function: estradiol 17-beta-dehydrogenase [NAD(P)+] activity. The record is from RefSeq and is a predicted model, not a curated record. NCBI's taxonomy places the organism in Eukaryota, Metazoa, Chordata, Actinopteri, Lampriformes, Lampridae. Gene Ontology annotation, biological process: steroid catabolic process. Gene Ontology annotation, cellular component: cytosol.
AUGUCCGCCAGUCUGCUACGCUACUUUAACAAAGGUAUUGUCACCGGAGGCUCUAAAGGGAUCGUCAGGGUGUUUGUGGAGAAUGGUGCCAAAGUAGCGUUCUGUGCGAGAGGAACUGCAGCAGGUGAGGCUCUAGAGAUUGAGCUCAAUAAAUCCGGGCCAGGAUCGUGCAAAUUUGUGCCAUGUGACGUCUCCAAAGAGGAAGACAUCAAGAGGCUGAUUGCAGUGACUAUGGAGUGCCAUGGACAAAUAGAUUGCCUGGUUAACAACGCAGGGUGGCACCCACCUCAUAAACGUACUGAUGAGACGACUGCAGACGAGUUUAGAGAUCUGUUGAAUCUGAACCUUGUCAGCUACUUCUUGGCCUCUAAACAUGCCUUGCCAUACUUGCGUCAGACUCAAGGAAACGUCAUUAAUAUUUCAAGCCUGGUGGCCACCAUCGGUCAAAAACACGCCGCACCUUACGCUGCCACUAAAGGGGCGACAAUAUCCAUGACAAAAGCUAUGGCCGUGGAUGAAAGUCGCUACAACGUGAGAGUCAACUGCAUCUCCCCCGGCAAUGUAAUGACACCUCUGUGGGAACAACUGGCAGGACAGACACCAGAUGCUGCAGCAGCCAUCAAAGCAGGAGAGAGUGCUCAGCUGAUUGGUCGAAUGGGGACAGAAACUGAAUGUGGUCUUGCUGCCUUAUUCCUAGCUGCGGAUGCAACGUUCUGCACAGGGAUAGACUUGCUGCUUAGUGGAGGAGCUGAGCUCAACUAUGGCUUCAAGAGUCAAAUCCCAUGA